AUGUUUGCAUACGCAAGGGAAAAAGCCCCCUGCAUACUUUUUUUGGACGAGAUUGAUGCGAUCGGUGGCAAGAGGACGAGUGAUUCCAGUUCAAGCGACAGGGAAGUGCAAAGGACAUUGAUGGAACUGUUGAAUCAGCUGGAUGGAUUUAAAGACCUGGAGGAUGUCAAGGUGAUAAUGGCAACCAACAGGCCUGAUAUACUGGAUCCUGCUCUAAUGAGGCCUGGAAGACUUGACAGGAAAAUUAACAUUCCACUACCCAACGACCAGUCUAGAAAGAAUAUACUAAAAAUCCAUUUUGGUGAGAUGGAGAAGGGUGAGGAGAUAGACCUUGAGGUUUUGGUCAAAUUGACUCACGGAUUCAACGGUGCCGAUCUAAGGAAUGUUUGUACAGAGGCUGGAAUGUUCGCACUGAGAGAGGAUCGGAACUAUGUGAUCAAUGAUGAUUUUAUUAAGUCUGCAAGGAAAAUUGCAUCUACCAAGAAGCUGGAAAGUAAAAUGGAUUACAAGAAGAAUUAA
Molecule: messenger RNA, 519 nt
Organism: Darwinula stevensoni
Lineage: Eukaryota; Metazoa; Arthropoda; Ostracoda; Podocopida; Darwinulidae
Source: the annotation of a GenBank genome assembly